GGUUUCUCAAGGAACAUCCUAUAAAGAAAAAUUACAUAAAUUCAAAAUUUUGAAGUAUGUAAAUGCUCGCGGAUUGUGAACUCGCGAAGCUGGCCUUAGCUUUCAAAAGACUUCCUUGCUUGUUAUCGGUCUGCUACCGAAGACUAUCUCAGCUUACUUUCUAAGUUCUUGUCGCUUGCUUGAAUCCUUGAGAUGGCGGCCCUCUUGAGUCCCCAAGGACUCCGCCAACGAAAGGUUUCCAACGACGGGUCAGGAAAUCCAGCAGCAGCUCAAGAUGAGUGUGGCCAGCCAGAGAAGACACGCCAAGCACGUGAGGAGGUGGUUUGGGGACAGACGCCAGACGGCGAAGUGUUUAAGGUUCCCACCACGCACGAUGUACUUACCGGGCUUUUCCAUCCUCGCUAUCCAAAGAGUCAUCUAGACAUCAUCAAUCUUUCAUUGCUUGGAUUGCAACUUGUUCUGUUCUAUAUAUUGCCGCGUCCAGCGGUCAAGGUCUUCUUUCUGUUCUAUUUUGUGUUCUGGAGGGCAGCCUAUGAUGCUGGGUUGGGUUGGGUCCUCACGAAACAGAGUAAGAGAAAGUGGAUGGUUCGCGAAAUUCAACGACUUGGAUGGCUCGAUGAGAAGCGUAACCCGGCUGCUAGAAAUUGGAUUCGUGCUCAGCUACAAGGGAAAAUGGGAAAGGACUAUUCGUUUGAUGAGCUUCCAUUGGAAUACAACACAUGGCUGUUAUUUAGACAACUUGUAGACGUGAUCCUUCUCAAUGACUUCUUGGCGUACUGUAUGUUUGCCUUUGCGUGCUUUAGAGUGCCCGAAGGACUUUCCUUUCCCGUCCACGCCAUGAGAUGGAUUGGUGGUGUCGUGUUGAUCGUAUUCAACCUUUGGGUAAAAACCGAGGCGCACAAUGUUGUCAAGGAUUAUGGUUGGUACUGGGGUGACGUGUUUUUCCAGCGCGGCGCGCUUGUAUUUGACGGUGUCUUCGAGUUGGCUCCUCACCCAAUGUACUCCGUCGGUUACGCUGGAUACUACGGUCUUUCCCUGAUGGUCGGAAGCUAUCCUGUUCUUUAUGUCAGCCUGGCAGCUCAUGCAGCUCAAUUCGCAUUCUUGGUCCUUUUCGAAAACCCUCACAUCGAACGGAUGUAUGGAAAACGCAAGCCUAUCGCGCUGCGUAAGCCUGUGUUUGCGCCUGAAUGCAAGAAGAGUCAGAAAACGAACGGUUCCCGCACUCUCCUAUCAUCCACUGAGGACAAUACAGAUCAGUUGUCCACACCCGCUGCCACUGAAGGCGAGAGUGCCACGGAUACUGAGUCUGAUACGGAAUGCGAAAGCAAGACUUCGGGCAUCCGUCGGUCCUACCCCACGCAACCCAUAGUUUUGGAGAGCACUCUCUCUCAACAUGACCUGCAUCACAAGUAUUUCAGGCAAGACGUGGUUAUUUUUCACAACAUUGAUCUGCUCCGUUCUUCAGAUGCCAUGCUUGCCCUUCUAUUGGUCUAUGUCGUAGUGGGAUCGUCCCUGCCUGUGCUGUCGUAUAAUGCGGCGCUCGCGUUACACUUCGCACACGCUUGUGCCUGGUGCAGCUUCCACAGCUUUGGUCUUGGACUUCUCCUUCGUGCCCAGGGCAAAUCGAAAUUCCUCGUCCGACACUUCUUAAAGCACUACCACUAUCCGUCUUCUGAUCAUGGUGAGGGUGCAUUACAGGAAGCAUUUACCAACUGGAAGGCUUUGUGCAACCUUAGCUUGUGCAUGACGUAUACUUCACUGACGGGUUUGGCGUGGAAAGCAUAUACAGCGCCCGUUGCCUGGUUUGAGGGUGAUGCCCUUCUCUGCCACACUUUAGGAGCGCUCCUGAUCGCGCUCCAUGGAUGGGCAGCUAUGGAGGCGUUCGAAGUAUUGGGUGUUUUCGGUUGGUUCUACGGUGACUUUUUCAUGGAGGAUUUCCCAGCGCAUCUGGAGUACACUGGUAUCUUCAGGUAUCUUAAUAACCCCGAACUCAUGAGUGGUGCCUCCUUUCUGGGGCUCGCCCUAAUCAGCGGCAGCAAGCUUGUUGGCGUGCUUGUAGUCAUCAGGUUUGUGUCCCACUGGUGGUUCCUGCAGACCGUUGAAACUCCCCACAUGCGGAAAUUAUACGGUGACAGUCUUCGCAAAGAUGCCGGCUUUGUGAAAGUUAUCAAAAACGUCGCCAGCAAGAACGCUCGGCUUUUGGAGUCGCGUGCGGGCCGGCAUGGACCCGAGAUCAGGAGGGUUGCGAAAGAAGUCAAAGGCACUUUCGACAAGGUUUUUGAAGAAACUGCUGACGUGGUAGAAGAAUUCCUUGCCAAAUCGAGACCCAAGAUAUCGGAGGUGAUGCAGGAGACCAAGGUUCUUCUCCAACAAUCACGGGAAAAACUGGUUAUCACUCGCGUCGCCCGUGACCUAUCAUCGUAUGACACAACGAAAUACAAGAUCUCGAUUGUCCCUAGUCAAUCUGGCGACAAGCGCUUCCAUAUAGGCGAGUCCAUCAAGGUCAACUGGCAAGCUCCUGCCCGGCACUCUCGUCGUGACUGGAUCGGAUUAUAUAAAGUCGGUGCCAACAAGUCUACGUUGGUAACGAAGAUAUCGUCCGUCGGGUUGUGGGUUCCCGUUCAUGACGAAGAAUGGAAUCAAGACACGCCUGUCGAUGACACCAACUGCGUUACCACUCGGGGAAAGGAGCCAGAGCUUGGUACCGUCUCUUUUGAAGGUUCCACGCUUCCAUGGACCAUUGGUCAAUAUGAGGUCCGUUACCAUCACGAUGGCAAAUACAAUGUGUUAAGUCUUGACGGACCGUGCGAUGUGUAUGUGAGCAAACCGUCGUCGCUCGAUCUUACCUCCGUUCGGGAGUGCUUGGCUCGCAUCGUCCCUCUCUGCCUGGACUCUGAUCCCGACCUGAUUCCUCUCUCUUGCGGAGGCACUCGGGAAUCUGCUGACGCAGACUCUGCUGUUGCUCGUGAUGCGGACGAUUUCAGCUUCUGGUCUGAGCGGCAGGCCAAACGUAUAUGCUCUGUCAUUAAGCAAGCAUUCGGGGUCGAAUAUAUGCCAGAAGUGGUGAUGGCUGAUGCUAAUUUGACUGCGCUUGCCAAUCGGAUAUUGGUCUCAAAGCAAAUGCUGGUUCUGUAGCCCUUGAUUCAUCACAUUUUUUCAUUCUCUCAGUCUGGAUUACAUACCCAUGCAUCAUGAUGUCUUUCUUUACGUAACGACUGGUUUAUUGCAAUGUGACUCGCCUGAUAUUUGCCCUCAC
Molecule: messenger RNA, 3256 nt
Organism: Suillus clintonianus
Lineage: Eukaryota; Fungi; Basidiomycota; Agaricomycetes; Boletales; Suillaceae
Product: phospholipid methyltransferase-domain-containing protein
Exons: 18
Coding region: 193-3135 (980 amino acids)
Biological process (GO): phosphatidylcholine biosynthetic process
Molecular function (GO): phosphatidylethanolamine N-methyltransferase activity
Source: RefSeq, a predicted model, not a curated record